Molecule: messenger RNA, 2520 nt
Organism: Naegleria lovaniensis
Lineage: Eukaryota; Heterolobosea; Eutetramitea; Acrasida; Naegleriidae
Exons: 3
Coding region: 1-2520 (839 amino acids)
Biological process (GO): SCF-dependent proteasomal ubiquitin-dependent protein catabolic process
Cellular component (GO): SCF ubiquitin ligase complex
Molecular function (GO): protein binding
Source: RefSeq, a predicted model, not a curated record
AUGUUCGUUCCUUUCAAAAAGAGUAAAGACAAACAACCGACAACAACAAGCAAUAGUACUACAUUGCAUGCUUCUUCCUCGAAUACUGUUGCCUCAUCAUGUGCUACUUUCAAUACAAACACCUCUUUGAAUCAUGCUAAUACCAACCCUCUGACAGCAACUCCUUCUUGCUCCAUAAACCAUGGUGCAAUAACACUACCAUCGAUUUCAAACAAUGACACGCAUCGGAACUACCUGCCAAAUGCCAGCAUUCCAUCAUCCUCUCAUCACCAUCAUACAACAUCAUUAGUCGUUACUACACCACCACCACCACCAACAGUUGAUCCCAACAAUACAAGAGCAUCGGUUUGUUCCUCAUCCUCCAAUUCCUCCAAUUCCUCCUCAAAGGAAGAGAAACGUAAAAGUCUCACUACGACUCACCUCGCUCGAUUGUUUCUCUCGAAUGGAAAUUCUGUAAAAAAAUCAAAUAAUUCAGUAGCAACCAACAACAACUCUGUAUCCAACAACAACAACAAGACAUUGUCCAUAUCUUCCUCAAAUCAAAACGCACAACGACAACCUUUUAAAUUUCAAAAUGAUGUUCCAAAGAUUAGUGUCACACUCACAGACACAACGUUGAGUAAAAUCAAUGCAAGUCCUAAUAACUUUCAAUCAACAUUGGAAAGAAAGUCCUCAAAGAAACAACAAAAAAGAAGAAAAUAUAAAAGAAAUAAGGUGACACGAAAGCCCAAGUUUUUUUCUGAAGACGGUAAUGCAGUUAUUAAGGAAAUAGAAAUGUUAGAAUUGGAUUAUGAUUAUGACUACAUGUAUGGAGAUUUACCGGAUGAGCUCAUUAUCAAAAUAUUUCAAUAUAUUCCUGUUGUCUAUUUGGCAAGAGAUGUUGCAGCUGUUUGUAAACGAUUUGCUGUGUUGUGGAUUCGAGGAGUUCACACAGUUCAAGUAGCAGGAGCUCUUCGAAAAUUGAAAGAAGAUGAUUUUGUAAAGUUUGUAAGAAAAUUUGCCUUUUUAGAAGUAUUAGAUUUGUGUAAUACUGGAAGUAGUGAAGACUUUCAAAUUACGGAUAAGGGUCUUCUUCAACUGGCUCACAAAUACAUUUAUUCGAAUGCAGACUAUUUAUCAAAUCCUGCUAUUGAUCCACUCAGUGGUAAUUAUGAUCUGAAUUUUGAUUAUGAACAACAUUUAGAUUCACUCGAUGAAUCUCCAAGUCUCUUCUCAAGUAAUAUGGAUUCUCAAUCGUUCAAUGACGAUGAAAAUGAUAACACAGAAAAUAUUGGAAUUGAAGAAGAUGAUGAUGUUUAUUCAGUAACUUCAACUGCAUCCACUGAUGUGUCAGAAAGAGUGUUAAAUAGAGCUCAAAAUAGAGCACAACACAAAUCUGCUAAUUUUCCAAUUUCUACUCCUUAUAACAUGCUCUUUUAUACUCAACUUUAUCAGAAAAGCUAUGGAAUGAUGGCUCCAAAAAAGAAUCCAAACAGUAGAGAACCAUGCUAUGGAUUACAAACUCUUCACACACUGAAUGUUCAAGGUUGUCACUUUAUUACUGAAAAUGGUGUUAAAUAUUUGACUUAUAUUUGCCAAAAUUUAACACAUCUCAAUGUGAGAGGUUGUACCAAAGUGAAUGACUCUGCCAUGUCCUAUGUUAGCCAAUUUUCACAACUGGAAUACUUGGAUGUCACAGGAUGUGUACACAUAACAGAUGUUGGAAUGAAACAUUUAUCUCAAUCAGCUUGUAAAAGCAAGUUGAAAUAUUUAGACUUGACAUUUUGUCAUCAAAUCACUGAUGAAGGUGUAAAAUAUUUAUCUGAAAUGACCCAGCUCGAAGAUUUAACGCUUCAAUGUUGUAGACAUAUCACUAGCACAGGCCUCUCCCACCUUGUGAAUUCUUGUCAGAAAAUUCGCUUUCUUAAUUUAACAGGUUGUCACUUGGUAGAUUUGUCAGGAGUUCAAUCAGAAAAGGGAUUAGAGAAACUUGAAAAGUUGAACAUGAUGGGAUGUAAGCUUACCAACGAUUCUUGUCUUAAAGUAUUGUCUCAAUGGACAACAAAUUUAAGAGAAUUAGUUCUCUCAUUCUCUGACAUGAUCACAGAUGCAGGUGUUGAACUUGUAUUGAAAAAUUCAAAACAUCUCUAUCAUUUGAAUCUCAAAAAGUGUUCCAAUAUUACAGAUAAGACAUUAGAGUCCAUUUCCAAGCACCUGAGUGGAGUUUUGAGAUAUCUAAAUUUGACAAGUGUGAGAGGUUUCACUAACGAAGGUCUUCAUCAUUUGCAACAUUGUCAAUAUUUACAAGAAUUAAUUAUACAAAGAUGUGUUCAUGUCAACAACGAUGGAAUUGCAAACCUACUCAGCUGUCCAUCACUAGAAACUCUUGAUAUUUCUGAAAAUACUCUCGUAAGUGAUGACAUUGUCAAAACACUUGCCAAGAAGGGAACAUUGCGUCAUUUAAAAAUUGAGAAAUGCAAAUUUGCUAGGGAAACCAUUCAUACUUUGACUCAUCAUCAUGGUAUUUCAGUCACUCAAUAA